This is a messenger RNA of Mycosarcoma maydis (corn smut), 1044 nucleotides long. RefSeq lists its product as uncharacterized. The record is from RefSeq and is a predicted model, not a curated record. Bases 1 to 1044 code for a protein of 347 amino acids. NCBI's taxonomy places the organism in Eukaryota, Fungi, Basidiomycota, Ustilaginomycetes, Ustilaginales. Gene Ontology annotation, molecular function: oxidoreductase activity. The transcript has a single exon.
AUGACCAUCUCAAUUGGCAGCACACGAGCUGCAGAAAUGGAAAAGGGAAGCGUGCUUGGCGAGCUUCUCUUCACCUACUCGGACGACGAAUUGGACCAUGACCCCAACACUUAUCUCGAACCUCAGACCCCUCACCGUGAGCGACCAAAGAGAGCGAUAUGGAAGCAACUCUCGUCUCUUCGACCGCAACUCGACUUCCUGUCGACUUGCUCAAAAGAGCAACAGCUCGAUUUUGUCAGAUCAAGUCUGGCCCAACGUGGAUUUGCAGCAUUACCUCACCAUAGCCGAGUUCUUGCGCAGCAGGGCAUCGAAUCGCAGCCAGACUACUCUGCGUUUGUCCAGGAGAACUUGGACUUGAUGAAAAACAUCACCGGUGCGGACCAUGUCAUUCUGUGGAACACGGCCAAGCGCGACUCGACCGUCUCUGUAUCUGCCAGCUUGUCUGACGAUCACCAACGACAACGUCAACCACAAGGCAUCGAGUCAAGGUUUGACCAACCGCUCGAGCCACCAGCCCUUUAUGCCCACAUUGAUCAGGACCCCACCUACGGCAUAAAGGUGUGCUCGAUGGCAAUUGCAGGUACGCCAUCGUUGCUCGACCAGCCAACUGCUAUGGAUCCGUUCGAGGCGAUCGACAGGCAAUUAGCCAAAGAGUUUUCCAGAACAAUGAUAAUCAAUCUCUGGAGGCCCGUGGGAGGCACCGUAUACGCAAAACCUCUGGCGGUAGCCGACUAUAGGUCGCUCAACAAAAAAUCGCUGUCGAGACAUGCCAAUCCUUUCGGAUGCGGCUACGAUAUCCACGCUCAUGCCGAUCAACAGUGGUACUUUAUUCCUCACCAGACCAACGACGAGAUCCUCGUCUUUAAAUGCUACGACUCGCUCUCGCUUCAACAGCAACAAUCGUUGGACUCCAAUGACGAAGCCGAGGCCCUCUAUGGAGCUCACUGUGCAGUCACAAGCCUAAAAGGUGACUAUCCCACUCCACCGCCCGACGCUCCACCAAGGAAGAGCGUCGAAUUCCGCUUCGUCGCUGUCUGGCGUUGA